CGCUGAGGGACGCCGUGGAGGAGAAAGACAACGCAGCGAACAAAACACACAAUGGCGACGGCGGCGACAACGGCAGGCGGAACGGGCUCGGGUGGACCGACCACUGGCCCCGUCGGUGGCUUGACCGCAAUGGGACGAAAGAAAGAUGGUGGUCCGUCUGCGAAAUUUUGGGAAAGUUCAGACACGAUAUCCCAGCUGGAGACGGUGCGACUCUGGAUCGGAAAGCACUACAAGAAGUACGUCCAGAAUGACUCCCCCUCCAGUAAAUCCCUGGCAGGUCUCGUGGUCCAACUGCUGCAUUUCCAGGAAGACGCAUUUGGGCGAAGAGUCAACAAUCCUGCUCUUACAAAGCUACCUGCCAAGUGUUUCCUGGAUUUCAAGGCAGGAGGUGCUCUCUGUCACAUUUUGGGAUCUGUCUACAAGUUUAAGAGCGAGCAAGGCUGGCGAAGAUUUGACCUACAGAAUCCCUCCCGGAUGGACAGGAACGUGGAAAUGUUCUUAAAUGUUGAAAAGAACCUGGUCCAGAAUAACUGCUUGACUCGACCCACUGUUUACCUGUCGCCAGACAUCGAGCAGAAACAGGCUAGUAAGCUCAAAGACAUCAUCAAAAGACACCAGGGCUCCAUUACUGAUGACAAGUCGAAGGCCACCCAUAUCAUUUACCCAUCACUAUCCCAGCAAGAAGAAGAGGAGUGGCUGCGUCCUGUCAUGAGAAAAGACAAGCAGGUGCUUGUCCAUUGGGGUCUCUACCCAGACAGCUACGACACCUGGGUGUCAGCCAGUGAGUUAGACGGUGACCCAGAGGACCCACCCAGCACUGACAGACCUUGGAAGGUCCAUGCCAAGUGGGUUUUAGACACAGAUGCCUUCAAUGAGUGGAUGAAUGAGGAAGACUAUGAAGUGGAUGAGAACAAGAAGCCAGUCAGCUUCCGCCAGAAGAUUUUCCCCAAAGAGGAAGAGUCUUCCCGUACACCCGAUCGCAAGGAGCGCAAGGCCAACUCUGCGGGAAAGAAGAGGAGGCGCUCACCCUCUCCACCCAGCACUCCAGCCGAGUCCCGUAAGAAGGGAGGCAAGAAGGGGAACCCGGGACCUCACUGGAAACGACGGGGCCACAGAGGAGAAGAGGAGGACACUGAAGAGGACAUGACAAAAGACAUGGACGAUUCCUCAGCUGGUGCUAGCAUGGAGGAGGGCAGCAUCUCCAAGAAUGCAAAUUCAAAGAAAGACAGCGAGAAUACACCGGUCAAAGGAGGGCAUGUGGCCGACUUGGAUGACAUGGAAGAUGAAUCUGUGAUGUCUGGUGGAAAGGAUGAUGAGGAACAAGGCAAAAGUGAAAUAAACCGACUGGAUGCCAAUGAGGACAAUGUGACUGAACAGACGCAUCACAUCGUUAUCCCCAGCUAUGCUGCUUGGUUUGACUACAACAGCAUCCAUGAGAUUGAGAGACGAGCCUUGCCAGAGUUCUUCAACGGAAAGAACAAGUCCAAAACUCCAGAAAUAUACCUGGCCUAUCGCAACUUCAUGAUCGACACGUAUCGGCUGAAUCCUCAGGAGUACCUCACCUCCACCUCCUGCCGCAGGAACCUGACUGGAGAUGUUUGCGCCAUCAUGAGGGUACAUGCAUUCUUGGAGCAGUGGGGUUUGGUGAACUACCAGGUCGAUGCAGAGUCUCGUCCAUUGCCGAUGGGCCCCCCACCCACUCCUCAUUUUACUGUGCUGGCUGACACCCCCUCUGGCCUCAUGCCUCUUAACCACAGACCCCAACCGAUUCCUCCUCCACAGCCAAUGCCCAAUUUUGCAGACAAAAGCAAAGACAAGCCCAUCGACCUGCAGAACUUUAGCCUUCGUUCUGACCUCUACAACAGGAAAAGCAUCAAGGGUAAAGCAGGCAGCACUACCAGAGAUUGGACUGAGCAGGAGACUCUGCUGCUGCUCGAGGCCCUGGAGAUGUAUAAAGAUGACUGGAACAAAGUUUCAGAGCAUGUUGGUUCACGCACCCAAGAUGAGUGCAUCCUGCACUUCCUGCGAUUGCCCAUUGAAGAUCCAUACCUGGAGAGUACGGAGGCCACACUUGGGCCUCUUUCCUAUCAGCCCAUACCUUUCAGCCAGUCUGGGAACCCAGUCAUGAGCACAGUAGCCUUCCUGGCAUCUGUUGUGGAUCCCAGAGUGGCAUCUGCUGCAGCCAAGGCAGCACUAGAGGAGUUCUCUCGUGUGCGUGAAGAGGUGCCAGCUGAGUUGGUGGAGGCUCACGUGAAGAAGGUGCAGGAGGCGGCCAGAACUACUGGGAAGGUGGAUCCCGCCUUUGGUUUGGAGAGCAGUGGCAUUGCUGGAACUGCCCCCGAGGAGCCAGAAAAGACUGAAACCACAGAGCCGGAAAAGAUGGAAACAGACUCCGACUCCCAGCAGGUUGACAAGGGUGAGUUGAAGGAUGAAGCUGAGAAGCCGAGCGAGGCUGCCGAGAAGAGCGACAAGACAGAAGCAACAGAAAAGGUGAAAAAAGAGGGAGCGGAGGCAUCGGAGCGUGAAGAAGAGAAUGAAGAGGGAGGGGAGGCUAAGACCGCUCAAGCAGACAAAGACAAAGAGGAGUCUAUGGAGACAUCAUCUUCAGACCAGGAGAAGGAGAAGGAGGAGAAAACCCCUACAGAUGAGGGAGAGGACAAGGGCAAGAAGCUGGAACAUGAUAUCGGAGAAGGAAACAUUGCCACUGCGGCUGCUGCUGCCUUGGCAUCUGCUGCCACAAAAGCCAAGCAUUUGGCAGCAGUGGAGGAGCGGAAGAUCAAGUCCUUGGUGGCUCUGCUGGUCGAGACCCAGAUGAAGAAACUGGAGAUCAAGUUGAGACACUUUGAGGAACUUGAGACCAUCAUGGACCGUGAGAAAGAGGCUUUGGAGCUUCAGAGGCAGCAGCUGCUAACCGAGCGUCAGGCAUUCCACAUGGAGCAACUCAAAUACGCCGAAAUGAAGGCGAGGCAGCAGAUGGAGCAGCAAGCGGCAGCCGCGGCUGCUGCUGCUGCUGCAGCUGCCCAGGCCCAAGGACAGGGACAGGGGCCUGGGGCUGGACCACACUCUGGGCCCCCUCCACCAGGCAUGCACCCAGGAGGACCUACACCCCACCACGGAGGACCUCCUCCCCACCACGGAGCACCUCCACCACACCAUGGAGGGCCCCCACCCGGCGCUGCAAUGCACCCUGGCUACCCCCCAAUGGGUCACCACCCAAUGGCCCCUCACCACCCAGGACAGACAGGACCAAUGGGACCAGGUCAGCCAAUGCCUGGACGUAUGAUGUCUGGCCCUCCUUCUGCUGGGCCUCCUCCCGGUGGCAUGCCUCCCAUGAUGCCCCCACGCCACCCCGGAGCCCCCAACGGCAUGUAUCCUGGUCCACCACCUGCACAGCCUGAAGCGAUCCCUCCUGCUCCUGUAGGUCCUCCAGCACCUCCGAGUGGGCGAGUGGCUGACAACUAAGAGCUACACACAAACACGCGCGGACACACACACACACACAGAAAAGCACACAAGCUUGAAGCUAACUCUCUGAACAUCAACCCCUUUUUGAUGGCCUUUGCUACUGGCUCGGUAUUUUUCACUCAGCACUCACAUCUACUAUAAACUUCAUCACAGGAUGCACGCACACACACACACACACAGACACACACAGGGUUCAAAAGCAGAGGUAACCUGACAUUUCACACAUGCACCCAUACAUGCAGACUUCCACUCAGGGCACAGCGGCAAGGGUCGUCUACUUAUAAACACUGUUUUCUGCUCUGUUGGGCCAAACCAAGGAUGUAGAGAAUGACCCUGUGUACAGAAAACAAAACAAGGAGACAGAACAAAUAAUGAUUUAAAAAAACUGUCUCAUCUCUUUUUCUUUAUCCUCCUUUCUUUUUCCAGUGCUGUUUUAAUUGCACUGAAACCCCCUUCCAGUCUCACAAAACACACGCCCUGCUUUUUGUCUGGUUCCUCUUUCUCCAAGACAAACACUAGGGGGAGCUAGCGAGACUAGAGAGCUGGUGUGACCUGUAGGGGUGGGUGGUGUGUGUGUGUGUGUGUGUGUGUGUGUAUUGAAGCAAGCAAGAUUUUUCAGACAUUAACAUGAAUAAAACACACAUGGGGGACCCAGCCUGCCCUCACUCUUGUCUUGUCGAGUAUCUACCUCUCGCUCCUCUUGAAAUGAUACACUGUAGUUUUGUGUGUGUGAGUGUGUGUCUGUGAAUGUGUGUGUCAGACAGAGGGC
This is a messenger RNA of Pundamilia nyererei, 4234 nucleotides long. It is a transcript of the gene smarcc1a, whose product is annotated as SWI/SNF related BAF chromatin remodeling complex subunit C1a. Gene Ontology annotation, biological process: cell projection morphogenesis. The record is from RefSeq and is a predicted model, not a curated record. Bases 52 to 3462 code for a protein of 1136 amino acids. Gene Ontology annotation, molecular function: protein binding. Lineage: Eukaryota; Metazoa; Chordata; Actinopteri; Cichliformes; Cichlidae. Gene Ontology annotation, cellular component: synapse. The transcript is spliced from 28 exons.